AGGUGACACGAACUCAGAUUUGGACAACGUGCUCAACAAGCCUAUGGCCUCGAAGGCGACCAAGCGCCAAAUAGCCUCACAGAAAUGAGGUAGCCCCUCCAAGAUGUCCAGAAAGACUAAGGUGGUCCCUUCGGCCUUGGCUCCCCUGGGUCCGAUUCAUGCUACCGAACCCAAUUCUCAGGUCAGAUCGAAUAAAGCUACCGAGCUCGCGGCACCUCCAACUAUUCUGGCUCCUCCUGCUGCCCAACCGAUCCAGAGAAUCCCUGCAGCCCCAACAAGAAAAGGCCAGGCUCCUGUGCGGGAGUACUUCCUAUCAAUCUCAACUCAUGUACCUGAGUUCGUGAUCAAUUGUACAGCUAGAACUCACGGAGUCAACCUGGGCUCUGACACUUUGACUUGCAUGGUUCAAAGUAUCAGCCACCUCGGGGCCCCUCAAUGGGAAUUUCUGACCUCUUUCCGAGAUGCCAACACUCUUUUUGACAAGGGUGGCGAGCUUCUCUCCUCGCACAAAAAUUCAUGUUGAAUAACGAGGAUACAACGAGCAGAGCGCUUGUGCAGGAGGCUAGAGACGCCCAGCUGAAGCUGGAGGACGAUCUCAAAGCAGCCAAGCUGGAGGUUGCAGCAAGGGAUGCGACCAUUCA
Humulus lupulus (European hop) is the source of this 641-nucleotide messenger RNA. RefSeq lists its product as uncharacterized. The transcript has 2 exons. The record is from RefSeq and is a predicted model, not a curated record. Lineage: Eukaryota; Viridiplantae; Streptophyta; Magnoliopsida; Rosales; Cannabaceae. Bases 104 to 523 code for a protein of 139 amino acids.